Molecule: messenger RNA, 1882 nt
Organism: Arachis ipaensis
Lineage: Eukaryota; Viridiplantae; Streptophyta; Magnoliopsida; Fabales; Fabaceae
Source: RefSeq, a predicted model, not a curated record
GUCAAAGCUUUUUCUUAUGCUGCCAAUAAUUAUAUUGAUGGUUAUAUUCCUCCUGGAUAUAAUAAAUUGAGGACAACUUUGCUUGAGAAAGAGAAGCAACAUGUGGAGAGAAUGUUAGAACCUACUAAGAAUUCAUGGAGUGGAAAGGGAGUGAGCAUUGUAAGUGAUGGAUGGAGUGAUCCCCAAAGGAGGCCUCUUCUUAAUUUUAUGGCUGUAACUGAAAGUGGGCCUAUGUUUUUGAAAGUUGUAGAUUGUUCAGAUGAGAUCAAAGACAAGGAUUAUGUUGCAAAGCAAAUAAGAGAUGUGAUAAGAGAAGUCGGUCUCUCAAAUGUAGUGCAGAUUGUGACUGAUAAUGCGCCGGUUUGUAAAGCGGCUGGUUUAUUGAUUGAAGCUGAAUUUCCAUCUGUUUUUUGGACUCCUUGUGUUGUUCAUACUCUCAACCUUGCUUUAAAGGACAUUUGUGCAGCUAAGAAUACAGAGAAGAAUAAUUUUGUUUAUCAAGAAUGCUCAUGGAUUACUCAAAUUGCUGACGAUGUUUCUUUUAUAAAAAAUUUUAUUGUUAAUCAUCAUAUGAGGUUAUCUAUUUUCAAUGAAUUUAAUACAUUGAAGUUGCUUAAUGUUGCUCCUACUCGAUUUGCUUCUACUAUUGUGAUGCUCAAAAGAUUUAGGUUGUUAAAGCAAGGCCUCAAAGAGAUGGUUAUAAGUGAGAAGUGGUCUUCAUAUAAGGAAGAUAAUAUUGGCAGAGCUGAAGUUGUUACAGAAAAGAUUUUGAGUGAAAAUUGGUGGCAAAAAAUUGAUUAUAUUCUUGCUUUCACAAAUCCUAUUUAUGAUGUUUUAAGAAGUACAGACACAGAUGCACCUACUCUUCAUUUGGUCCAUGAUAUGUGGGAUUCAAUGAUCAAGAAAGUAAAAAGUGCUAUAUAUCUCUAUGAAAGAAAAGAUGAACAAGAGUCAUCGUCCUUCUACGAUGUUGUGCACUCAAUAUUAGUUUAAAGAUGGACAAAAAGUAGCACACCUCUUCAUUGUUUAGCACAUUCAUUGAAUCCAAGGUAUUAUAGCCACCAAUGGUUGAGAGAAGAUCUUACACGAGUUUCUCCUCAUCAAGAUAUUGAGAUCACUAAUGAGAGAGUUAAAUGCUUGAAGAGGUAUUUUCCUAAUGAAGAAGAAAGGAGAAAGGUAAACAUUGAAUUUGCAAACUUUUCUGAUGGUAGAGGUGUCUUUGAUGAUUAUGACUCUUUGAAUGAUAGAGGCAUAGUUGAUGCAAAGUCUUGGUGGCUAAUUCAUGGUAGUAAAGCAAAAUUUCUUCAACUAAUUGCUCUUAGGCUACUAGGGCAACCAUCUUCAUCUUCUUGUUGUGAAAGGAAUUGGAGCACAUAUUCUUUUAUCCAUUCCCUGAAAAGAAACAAGUUGAAGCCUAAACGUGCAAAAAAUUUAGUAUUUGUCCACACUAAUCUUCGUCUUCUUUCAAGAAAAAUUCCACAAUAUAAUAAAGGAGAAACUAUGAUGUGGGAUAUUGCUGGAGAUGCUUUUUCACCAAUUGAUGAAGAAAAUGGUGUUCUUGAAGUUGCUCACCUUUCUCUUGAUGAACCGGAGUUAGAAAGAGUGACUUUUUCUAAUGAUGAAGAUAUCAACCAUAUAUGAUGGAGAAAGAAUGACUUUAGAUAACUUUUUUUUUGUGUACAUGUGAUGUACAAAAUUCUUACUAUCUUUAUUAAGACAUAGAAAUUUAAAAUUUUUAUCUUUUGAAUACCUAUACACUUUAGGAAAAAUACAUAUCAUAUGGUUGUUUUUGAAAUAUCUCUAUUAAGACAUAUCUCUAUUUAAAUAUAUUAUAUUAUUAAUAUAUGCGUAUCCCCGUGUCCGACAACUUUUUAAAAUUCGC